Messenger RNA from Knipowitschia caucasica, 1536 nucleotides. The record is from the annotation of a GenBank genome assembly. NCBI's taxonomy places the organism in Eukaryota, Metazoa, Chordata, Actinopteri, Gobiiformes, Gobiidae.
AUGACAAACCAGAGCGUGGACCCGGUCGUGACGGACUACACAUCCCACAAUGCCACGGGGUCGCUGUCUUCUGGGGUCUCCGUGGCAACCAGGACCCUCGUGCUGCUCGUGUGCGUGCUGCUGGUCGCGUGGAGCCACAGUGAGAGGAGGAAAACGCACACACCAGGUCCUUUGUUCCUCCUGGGUUUGGGGCCUCUGCUUUCAUAUCUGAGAUUUAUUUGGACCGGCAUCGGCACGGCAAGUAACUUCUACAACCACAAGUACGGCGACAUGGUGAGAGUCUGGAUUAACGGAGAGGAGACCCUGGUCCUCAGCAGAGCUUCAGCCGUGCACCAUGUUUUGAGGAGUUCAAACUACACGUCUCGAUUCGGGAGCACUCUGGGACUGAGCUGUGUCGGGAUGCACGAGAGGGGAAUUAUUUUCAACAACAACGUCAAUCUGUGGAAGAAGAUACGCAGCUAUUUUAGCAAAGCCCUGACUGGCCCUGGGCUGCAGCACACGGUCGACAUCUGUAUAUGCUCCACUCAGAGGCACCUGGACGAACUGAAGGCCCCCGGACCCGAGGCUCCGCUGAGGCAGGUCGACAUCCUCAGUCUGCUCCGGGGGACUGUGGUGGACAUCUCCAACAGACUGUUCCUGGAUGUGCCCAUCAAUGAGAAGGAGCUCCUGAAGAAGAUCCAUAAGUAUUUUGAGACCUGGCAGACUGUGCUCAUCAAACCAAACAUUUACUUCAGUUUGAACUGGAUCCACAAAAAACACAAGUCGGCAGCUCAGGAGCUGCAGGACGCCAUAGAAGAGCUUGUGCAGCAGAAGCGCAGACACAUGGAGCAGGCCGACAAACUGGACCAGAUCAACUUCACUGCAGACCUCAUCUUCGCUCAGACUCACGGAGAGCUGUCGGCUGAUGACGUGAGGCAGUGUGUGUUGGAGAUGGUGAUCGCGGCUCCGGACACUCUCUCCCUCAGUCUGCUGUUCAUGCUGAUGCUCCUCAAACAGCACCCCCUAGUGGAGCUGCAGCUGCUGCAGGAGAUCGACACAGUCAUCGGCGAGAGGCGGCUGCAGAACUCAGACCUGCCAAAGCUGCAGGUGAUGGAGAGCUUCAUACACGAGUCCCUGCGCUUUCACCCAGUGGUGGACUUUAGCAUGCGGCGGGCACUGGGUGAUGAUGUCAUUGAAGGCUACAGCGUGCCGAAAGGGACAAACAUCAUCCUCAACACGGGGCGCAUGCACCGCACAGAGUUCUUUCACAAACCCAAUGAGUUCAGCCUGGAAAACUUUGACCAGAACACCCCUCGCCGUUACUUCCAGCCGUUCGGCUCAGGUCCCCGCAACUGUGUGGGCAAACACAUCGCCAUGGUGAUGAUGAAGUCGAUCCUGGUGACGCUCCUGUCGCAGUACUCAGUCUGUCCACAUGAGGGCCUCACGCUGGAGCUGCUGCCUCAGACCAACGACCUCUCCCAGCAGCCUGUGGAGGGAGAGCAGCCACUUGCCUUCAGCUUCCUGCUCCGGGACAGGGCAGGGGGGCCGGCCGCGUGA